Gossypium arboreum is the source of this 546-nucleotide messenger RNA. RefSeq names its product egg cell-secreted protein 1.1-like. The record is from RefSeq and is a predicted model, not a curated record. Gene Ontology annotation, biological process: double fertilization forming a zygote and endosperm. Lineage: Eukaryota; Viridiplantae; Streptophyta; Magnoliopsida; Malvales; Malvaceae. The transcript has a single exon. Bases 56 to 469 code for a protein of 137 amino acids.
CUCAUCUUAUCAUCAAUCUAUUUCUACCCCAAUUACUUGUCUAUAUCUCUAAGAAAUGGGUUCCACGUUCAGAGUCUUCUUUUUUGCAUUGCUGUUGCUUUCGAGCUUGCUUUUCAUGGCUAAGGCAAGGCCGUUGGACCUCCCUAAGACAACAACAAGCGACCUGUUGGCUCGAUUGAAACUGGAUGAGGAAUCACCCGACUGCUGGAGCUCAUUGAUUCAGCUUCAAUCAUGCACUGGAGAGCUUAUUAUGUUCUUCCUGAAUGGUGAGACCGAAAUAGGGAAAAGCUGUUGCCUAGCGAUUCGUACUAUAAGCCACCAAUGCUGGCCGACCAUGAUCGAUGCAUUAGGCUUUACAGCUGAAGAGUCCCACGUUAUUGAAGGUUACUGCGACCAUGAAGAUGAUCGAUCACCGCCAUCCAUCGCCCUUACUGAUGAAAUUGGUUCCUCGAACUUAUUUAAUCCCUAAGCAGAUCAUCUGUUAUCUAAUAAUGAAAUAACAUGCUUAAUGGAAAAAGUAUUUACUUUGAAUAUGAAGAUUAUUAA